AUGCUGAAGGUCAUCAAGGACAAGGAGGUUCCAGAGCCCUGCUACAUCCACCCUGACAACAUAGGGCUAUGUCAGAUCAAAGCCCGACUGGCAGUCUACCAACGCUGCAAACAAGACAUUACACUAUUUGUCAACAAGGAAUAUAUGGUAGGAGAUAUUAAAUUUUCACAAGGCAUGACUUACAACUUUGCCAAGGUUGGUGCUGUUCAGUACCAGGCAUUUGAUAAAGCCACACUGGAAGAGAUGGACGAGCACAAACAGCGAAGCACACAUCUGCACAAUGUUAAAUGUGGUGUUAGCUUCCGCACAUUCACGUGGGGAAGCAUGAAAGCCUUGGGCUCAUGUCUUCCACAAGGAGGAAAUCCAGGCUCAGGAUAUGGUUCUUACAAGGAUAUGAUUGCAAGAGAGAUUGAAGACAUCAAGUUGAUGUUUGAACAUGCGAAGGUCUGUACCGUGAUCACAACAGUCAAGUUCUACUUAUACAGCCUCAGAUUGCAGAUACUCUGA
Pleurotus ostreatus (oyster mushroom) is the source of this 507-nucleotide messenger RNA. RefSeq lists its product as uncharacterized. The record is from RefSeq and is a predicted model, not a curated record. The coding region runs from base 1 to 507 and encodes 168 amino acids. The transcript has 2 exons. NCBI's taxonomy places the organism in Eukaryota, Fungi, Basidiomycota, Agaricomycetes, Agaricales, Pleurotaceae.